Coffea eugenioides is the source of this 1746-nucleotide messenger RNA. Its product is annotated as UPF0481 protein At3g47200-like. The transcript is spliced from 3 exons. The coding region runs from base 1 to 1686 and encodes 561 amino acids. Lineage: Eukaryota; Viridiplantae; Streptophyta; Magnoliopsida; Gentianales; Rubiaceae. The record is from RefSeq and is a predicted model, not a curated record.
AUGCCGAAGAUUCUGAAGAUGCACUUCUGCAGACAACUUCCUAGUGAUCCGAGGUCGUAUCUGAUCAAAAAGUCCUCGGAUCCGACAUGGCUCGGAUCAACUAUAACAGAAGUUUAUCCGAGGUCUCGGAUACAACACGAACUUGUCGGAUCAGAGCUCGGAUCAGCUGUUUUAAUUUUUGGCUUUUCAAACGAUCCGAGAAUUUUCUCCAAGAACAAAGUCAGGUUUCAUCAACUGACUGGAAUGGAAACUGAAGAAAAAGUUGUAAUUGUUGUUGAUCCUGGAAGUGAGGUCAAAAUCAGUGUCAAUUCUUCCAAGCCCAUCCCCCCUGGGCAAGUAGAAUUACCAAGGUACACACACUACUCUGCAAGCGCAAUACAUUUAGCAUCCUUGAUCAACGAUAAGUUAUCCAUGCUAGCUUCAGAUCCUCUUAAUUAUGGUACAGUUUGUAUCUAUAGAGUUCCUGAGAAACAAAGGAGGAAAAAUGAAGAAGCCUAUACGCCUCGGUUAGUUUCGAUUGGUCCCCUUCACCACGGUGAUGUCCAGUUGAAAGCCAUGGAAGAAUACAAAUUAAAGUAUCUAAACAAUUUCCUGCACACCUUUAAAGUUCCAUUAGAACUUUUGGCAGAAUAUGUCCAUAGUCAGGAAAAGAAUGUAUGUGGGUGUUAUGAAGAUACCUACAUCCGAAAUCCCUUUAAAUUAUCCGAGGUGAUUUUGUUGGAUGGAAUUUUUAUUAUUGAGCUCUUCUUAAAAAGCUAUUUUCCUGAAAUGAGAGAGAUGGGUGACAUGAUAUUUGAAAAUCGGUGGGUAUCAAAUGAUACAAUGCACGAUUUGCUGCUUUUAGAAAACCAACUUCCUAUGAGGUUCAUUGCUACAAUGUACAAUGGUUUUGUUUCUCGAAAACUGAGCAAGUUUUUGGAUAAUGACUCUGAUGAGCCGCCAUCUUUCAAUAAACUAGCUUUUGAGUACUUAAAGAAUGUAGGGAACACCAGGAAACUAGAGCCAAGUACGACCCAUACAUCUUCCUGUGCAAGGCACCUGGUUGAGUUCCUAGCAAUGCUUCAUGGGCCAUCACGUACUAGAGCUGAACCAAAAGAAGGAAAGAAAAUGGAAUUUCCCCAAUGUGCGACUGCAACUAAGUUGCUUGCAGUGGGGGUUAAGUUCCGUCAUGGAACAGAAAAAUGCCUAUUUGACGUACGCUUUGGGAAAGGAGAGUUAGUAAUUCCACAGCUGACUGUAAAUGACUUCACAGAAACCUUUUUCCAGAACCUGAUAGCCUUUGAACAGUGUGGUUAUCAUUCCAAGGACAUAACAAGUUAUGCUGUUCUGAUGGAUAACUUGAUAGAUACCCCGAAAGAUGUUGAUCUACUCAUUAAACAUGAAAUCAUUGUGAAUCAACUCGAAAGCAGUGAACAGGUGGCAAAUGUUUUCAACAAUCUCUACAAAGAGAUGAUAACAGAUCCAAAGGAGUUUUAUUUUGCUAACCUCUGCAAUGAACUGAAUGAAUACAGCAGAGACUGGGUGCACAAGUUGGUGAGAAAGUUAACCGAGUGGAUUGCAAUGCUCCGCCGUGAUUAUUUUCGCAGUCCAUGGGCUAUCAUCUCUUUUAUUGCUGCCAGUAUACUGCUAGUUCUUACUGCUAUUCAGACAGCAUGCUCUAUACUUCAGGUCAAGUCUCCAUCUUAAGUUUCUUUAAAAAAAGUGAAGUUACUCAGCACUUGUUAAAGAGCAAUAAUGUUUUUCUUG